AUGCCCUUCUUACCAAUGAAUUAUGGAUCAACAAGAAAAUACUACCAGAAUCAGUUAUAUUUCGAACAGUUUUUUAAACCAAAAUUGGUUAAUUCAUUUACAAUUUUGAAAAAGAAUGAAGUAUCUUCAAAUUUUGCCACUCGUUGUUCUUUAAUCCUGUUGGGGGAUGGAUUUUUACAAAAAAGAUUCUUGCUACGUAUCUGCUCUCUAUUUAAUUUAUCAGCUAGUAAGGGAACAGUCAGAUUUAAGGUAGAUCCAUAUACGGAUAAUCAUUGCAUUGAUAUAAUUACAAGUAAUCCAUGGGUUAUCCAUACUGCAAGACAGCAGCAAGCAAAAAUUGCUUGUUUUUGUUUCAAUCUCAAUGAUUAUGAAUCAUUUGUUCAAUUUUUUAAAUUUAGCUUUUUAAGUUGGAAAAAAUCAAAUGAACUAGAGGAUGAAGUAAUGGAACAUUUAGAAAGGAAUGAGAAAUUUGUAUUGAUAUUUGGAUUUUUAUCAGAUAAUGAGGAGGAAAAGGUUCCUCAUGGAGAAAUUUGUAAAUUCAUUGAGGAUAACUUUGGAAAAUCAUCAAUUUCUCAAUUACACUCUAACAGAGUGCAAUAUUUCAAAAUCAAUCCAGUCAGUGCUUCGAUUGAGAAUUUACUAUUUCCAAUAUUGUAUGCCAGAUGCUUACUCUAA
Messenger RNA from Naegleria gruberi, 675 nucleotides. RefSeq lists its product as uncharacterized. Bases 1 to 675 code for a protein of 224 amino acids. The record is from RefSeq and is a predicted model, not a curated record. Lineage: Eukaryota; Heterolobosea; Eutetramitea; Acrasida; Naegleriidae. The transcript has a single exon.